Molecule: messenger RNA, 1972 nt
Organism: Amoebophrya sp. A120
Lineage: Eukaryota; Dinophyceae; Syndiniales; Amoebophryaceae
Source: the annotation of a GenBank genome assembly
GUUCUAUCUUAUGAAUACUGAGAAGAUGAAAAUGGUCUAAAUAGACUUCUUGCUAAACCGGGCGACGAGAGGCGUGUCUGUCGAGCGAAAAAUGUCUGAAGUAGCUUAGUCAGCCUCUUGUCACGACCCAGGUCGGUAUUUGCCGUUUGCACCAGUCUGUUGGUGGGGCUCUGCCAAAAAUUUUUGAGCCGAGAGUGAGUGAGCGUGGAAUAACAAAAUCCAAGAUGGCCGACAUCAGCUCGAUAGAGCUGCAGGAUUACCAGCCCGGCCCAGUGGUCAUGGGCGCGUUGGGGCAGGGCGAAUCAGGGUUGCGGCAGAGGACGGCCAGAAGUAACUCGAAUUUCUCCGAGCUGACGGCUGGUAAGUAUGGGAAACGUCACUUUAUCGAUUGUGCUAAUGCUGCGCAUCCUGUUCCUGACAUUGUCGUAAGUGCGGCCUGUGAAGAGUGAUGUUUUUGAUGUAAGUCUGUCUCUAAGUCAUGAUAUCAAGACCACGAAUUCUUUUUCUUACCACAUCCUUCAUCACCCAACCGCCUUUCAGACCUCCCGCUACCCUUCGAGACGUACUCGAAAAUGGACGUUCUCACGCAACGGGAGCGCAUUUGGAUUUCCCGCCUCGUCGUUACCAGUCUGCUGGACGUGCCGAUCAGUUUUUUCGUCUCCGUCAUUGCUUUUUCUACCGCUUACAAGGACAUCGGCGUUUCCCUCUACUGCAUCGGCAUUCAGGCCCUCGCACACUGUCUGGCGUCUUUUUGCACGGUGUGCCGGUUUUACAAGGAGAGCAGAUGGGGGAAGUACGGGGAACGCGAUGGGAGGGCGAAUAGUACCUCGACGUCCGGGGAGACGAAUAAAUCUGCCGUGACUUCUAGUACUUUGUCAGAGGAAGACCCCGAGGAUGCCGACGCCGAGGACGCGACGCUGCUGACAGAACGUAGAGAUCGCAUUCGAUUCUAAAUUUUUCCGCCACGCAAAGUUGAUUCAUGUGCAUAAUAUGGGAUAAAUAUAGAGGAGAGCAACAACAAAUGCAAAAACAAAAUGCAAAACUCUACAAUGCAGGGCGCAAAGAUCUUUUCCGGGAGCAGAUUCUUUCUAUCGCGAUUGGCUGCACCAUGCUGCUUUCUUCUGUGGCGCUGCUGUUCAAAGCGGCGCGCAAGUACAAGUUUUGGGACAAGUGGUAUGAGGACCACCAGCAAGCUGACGAAACGAUCACGAUCGUCUGCGAGGUGCUCGCGUGGAAGGCAGGUGCGCUCUACUUCCUCCACGCAGGCCUGCGGUUUCUCGCCCGACAAGACACCAUCGGACACAAGUUCACGAACCACAUUUUUUGGGUGUCGGCCGUCAGUUCCAUCUACUGCUUUGUCCUGGGCGUGUCGGCGAGGUAUAAUUGGCCGCGGGAGUUUUUGCUUCGUACGAUGAAAAUGAUGAAUAAAGUUUCUUUGUAUGUCCGGAUCAGGUCAUCGUCAUACUGCAGGGUCAGGCUCAGGGAGUUUAAGUAAGUACUUGCAGACGAUCUAAAAUAAACCGUAAACUACAGCUACCAAAAGGAGUGGAGUUGGAAGGCAGAGCCGAUUGCAGCGACGGUAUUGGCAUUGGGGUGCAUAUUGGAGGGGAUACGGAUUUGCUACGUGUACGCCGAUGAUGUCGAUGAUCUACUGAGAAAGCACAGUCGGGCGUGAUUUUGGUUUGGAUCCCAAAUGUGGAACAAUAAUUAGAGGCAGAUGUUGAUGUGAGUGACAAGCUGCCCACCUGAAAGGGGCGGAUAAAAUGUUGUUGCCUGAUGUCUCUCCCGCUAUUUAUCUUUUGCGCUGAAUACUUCGAUUGCCAUUGCACCCGUCAUCCGAUUUGCAGCUUCAAUGCUGUGAGUACGUGACUUGUCCGCGGACCCCGCGGGCGCGAAGCGGCGUUGCCACUUUACGCAAGCAAACUGUUCGGAAGAUGAAGGUUCCAGUAGAUUUGGUGUCGGGAUAAUCAUC